CCGGCGCCAUCUUCGACCGGGCCGGCUGGGUCGGUCCACAACACGCUGACGGAUCUUCUCGUUCGACGGUGCGCCGGCGGCGAUGGCGUCGCGGAAGCUCCUCUUCGCCCUCACGGCGGCAAGGCGAGUCCGCUCUCGCGCCCCCGUACUCCUCUCGGCCUCACUCCUCCCGGAGACCUCCACUUCUGCCUCCCACACAGCCGCCGCCGCCGCCGCCGCGACGAAGCUGUCAGGUGGAUCGCCGUGGGCGCUGCGGCUCUUCUCCUCUAGGGCCUUCUCGUCGACGCGUCCGACGCAGCAAGCCGGCGGAGAUGCGCCCGUCCCAUCCGCGGUGGACCAAAAGUUGAUAAUGCAAGAGGAUAAGUUCCAUAAAUUAGCAGAUGAUACGAUACAUGAUUUACUUGAAAAACUUGAGGUAUAUGGUGAUUCUCAGCAGAUGGAUGGCUUCGACAUAGAUUAUGGGAAUCAAGUUCUAACACUGAGGCUAGGAGAUUUGGGGACCUAUGUUGUAAACAAGCAAACACCAAACAGACAAAUCUGGCUAUCGUCACCUGUAAGUGGGCCUGCUAGGUUUGACUGGGAUGCAGCAUCAAACAGUUGGGUUUACAGGCGAACUGGAGUAAAUCUCAUGCGGCUUCUGGAGGAGGAGAUUGGUGAACUCUGUGGCACUCCAGUAGAUCUCUCAUGAACGGAAAGGAAAAUGCCGCGCAUCUAAGUUUUGAUGGGGCAUUCAGCCUUUGGGCGAAGUAUGAAUGAGAUGACACGUUUUGACAUGGUGAUCAUGCGGAGUAAACCAAAAAAUUGUUGUACUGCAAAAUUUUCCAUAAUAAGUGUCUGGCCUUUGUCGCUAGUGGACAUAAACAUCUGAUACUGUCAUGUUUUGAUCAACUGUUUGCCUGAAGAAUGUGCUUUUGUA
Lolium perenne is the source of this 916-nucleotide messenger RNA. RefSeq names its product frataxin, mitochondrial. Gene Ontology annotation, molecular function: iron chaperone activity; ferroxidase activity; ferrous iron binding. The record is from RefSeq and is a predicted model, not a curated record. Gene Ontology annotation, cellular component: mitochondrion. Gene Ontology annotation, biological process: intracellular iron ion homeostasis; iron incorporation into metallo-sulfur cluster. Lineage: Eukaryota; Viridiplantae; Streptophyta; Magnoliopsida; Poales; Poaceae.